GAGCACCACAGUGUCCCGAUCAUCCAACUGUUUGAACUGGCCACUGAAUGAGCUCAACUUUUCUUCAUUCAGUGGAAACGAAUGCAGGCAGAGGUGGGACUAGCGACUUCUGGAUUGUCCUAGUUCACAGAGACUCGGAGAUCCCUUCUGGUGGAUCCGUAAAAAGUAUUGUUUUCUUUUUCAAAGUUUUUUUAAUACAAAUCCUCUCUGCUCCAUUCAGUGAUGCCGGGUCUGCAUUAACGCACCUCCCUGAGUUUCCUGAAGAGCUCCUCAACAAUUAAGAGCACCUGCCAAGAUUCCAAUUACUGAGGAAAAAUGGCGCCUGCUGUUGGUGCCCCUCUAGGCUACACCCCACCCGAGGGUGGCUGGGGAUGGAUGGUAGUGGUAGGGGCCUUCAUCUCGAUUGGAUUCUCCUAUGCGUUUCCCAAGUCCAUCACCGUCUUCUUCAAAGAAAUUGAGGUGAUCUUCGACGUGACGAGCAGCCAGGUGUCCUGGAUCUCCUCCAUCAUGUUAGCAGUCAUGUACGGCGGAGGUCCCAUCAGCAGCAUCCUAGUUAACAAAUAUGGCAGUCGUCCUGUGAUGAUGGCAGGAGGAUGCCUGUCUGGAAUAGGCCUUAUUGCUGCCUCUUUCUGCAACUCUGUUGAAGCCUUGUACUUUUGCAUUGGCAUAGUAGGAGGUUUGGGAUUGGCUUUCAACCUCAACCCUGCCCUCACAAUGAUUGGAAAGUACUUCUACAACAAGAGGCCAAUUGCUAAUGGGCUUGCUAUGGCUGGGAGCCCAGUCUUUCUCUCCACUAUGGCUCCCCUUAACACCUGGCUUUUUGACCAGUUUGGCUGGAGAGGAAGUUUUUUGAUCCUUGGUGGUAUGCUCUUCAACUGCUGUGUUGCAGGUUCCCUCAUGCGGCCUAUAGGACCAAAACCCAAACCUGUGGAGAAGACCACUGAGAGCAGGACUGUAAUGCAGACCAUUAACAGCUUCAUUGACCUCACUUUGUUCAAACACCGUGGAUUUUUACUCUACAUCGUGGGCAAUGUUGUCAUGUUUUUUGGACUCUUUACACCACUUGUGUUUCUCUCCAAUUAUGCCAAGAGUGAACAUAUCCCGAAAGAGAAGGCAGCUUUUUUACUCUCCAUCCUGGCUUUUGUUGACAUGUUCGCCCGCCCGUCCAUGGGCAUGGUGGCCAACACCAAGUGGGUCCGGCCCAGAAUACAGUACUUCUUUGCUGCCUCUGCACUAAUGAAUGGCAUAUGUCAUGUUUUAGCUCCAAUCUCAGUUGACUACACAGGCUUUAUCAUUUAUGCCCUCUUCUUCGGGUUUGCUUUCGGCUGGCUGAGCUCAGUGCUGUUUGAGACUUUGAUGGAUCUAGUGGGACCCCAGCGCUUCUCGAGUGCUGUUGGCUUGGUCACUAUUGUGGAGUGUGGUCCAGUGUUGUUAGGCCCCCCACUGCUUGGAAAGUUCAAAGACAUCUACAACCAUUAUCAUUACACUUACCGGUGCUGUGGGAUCAUCCUCAUCGUAUCCAGUGUCUUCCUGUUUGCGGGCAUGGGACUCAACUAUCGACUGCUGGACAAGGAGAAAAAAGAGGAGGAGAGGCAAGCCAGAGUGGGAGCUAGAGGACAAAUGUCCGGCCAAGACGAGGGUGCCAAAGAGGGGGUAGAGGCCAGGAACACAGAAGACUCUGUCUAGUGCUCUGCAUCGUGCCAGCUUACUUUUUUUUUUUUUUUUUUUUUUUGUCAAGAAGUGUAAUGUUCUCAGCGAGGUGUACGUCCAUGAAAAAGGAUUCCUAUGUUGAAAUACUUCACAAGCACAUUCCCCUUCUUUUUCAUUGUGCUGUUUUUGCUGCCUGCCAGUGAAAUCAUGGACUAAUUUACAACUGUGUUAAAUAUUAACACGCCUAUUAAAUCCCUUUAAACUCAAAUAAACCCACAUCAAAUACAUCCUUAUAUUUACAUUAAGACAAAUUGCUGUCCAAGUUUUCUUAGCAUUUUGUUAGUUUCAUGAUAUAGCAUUUCUUUAUAGUCAGGAAAUAUACCUUUUACUGAAGACCUUUAUAGAUACCGUAGGUUUUAACUUUUAAAUUUGUAACUAUUUUUCACUAGUGUAGAUCUUGAUCUUUGUAUUUAACUUUUUUUUGUUUUUUUGUUAGGGUUUUUUUUUGCGUGUGUGUAUAAUUACACUGUCCUUCAGUUUCCUUGCCCCAGGGACCUCGUGGUGCAGUGGACUAAGGUUUUCAAGAAUCCGCCCUGCUGCCUUUUUGUUCAUUCACUUUUCUUUUUUUUUCCUUUUUGUUUGAUUGUGGGAGAAGAGGGUGGAGGGGUGGGUUCAGUUUGUAUUAUGAUUUGUCAACUAUUAUUGUCUUUAUCCAAUACUUUGUCUGUUACCAAGAUGGGAAGAUGUGCCAAUAAUGGUGAAUUACAUAGUAGCCUAGUCUGUACAUAUGAACCCAUGCCAGUCGGAGUCGAAUAAACCAUUUAAAUACCA
Messenger RNA from Cololabis saira (Pacific saury), 2481 nucleotides. It is a transcript of the gene slc16a1a, whose product is annotated as solute carrier family 16 member 1a. Gene Ontology annotation, cellular component: membrane. The transcript has 5 exons. Gene Ontology annotation, molecular function: monocarboxylic acid transmembrane transporter activity. The coding region runs from base 316 to 1686 and encodes 456 amino acids. Gene Ontology annotation, biological process: monocarboxylic acid transport; transmembrane transport. The record is from RefSeq and is a predicted model, not a curated record. Lineage: Eukaryota; Metazoa; Chordata; Actinopteri; Beloniformes; Belonidae.